AUGAUAUGUGAUGUUAAGUAUAGGAUCCUAAACUGUGUGGCGAAAUGGCCAGGAAGCGUGCAUGACAGUAGGAUAUUUAGAGACAGCCGUAUCUCUGUUGUCUUUGACAAUGGACAAUACAAAGGUUUCCUUCUUGGUGACUCAGGAUACCCCUGCAAGCCCUACCUUAUGACGCCAUAUCCUGUUCCCUCUACUCCAGCAGAAGUCAAAUUCAACAACUGCCAUGCUAAAACAAGAGUUCUCAUUGAACAGACUUUCGGAAUUCUUAAGAAACGAUUUUCAUGUUUGUCCACUGGCCUACGCACAACUCCAGACAAGGCAUGUAGUAUCACUUUGGCCCGUGCAGUCUUACACAACAUUGGUAUUGAAAGAAAUGAUAUCUUAGAUGUAAACGAAUUAUUUGUAAACCAGGAGGAUGUUAGUUUUGAUGUUGGGGAUCAAAGAGAUGGCAAACAUGUUAGAGAUUAUAUUUGUCAGGCAUUUUUUUCUUGA
Messenger RNA from Ostrea edulis (European flat oyster), 492 nucleotides. RefSeq names its product putative nuclease HARBI1. The coding region runs from base 1 to 492 and encodes 163 amino acids. The record is from RefSeq and is a predicted model, not a curated record. The transcript is spliced from 2 exons. NCBI's taxonomy places the organism in Eukaryota, Metazoa, Mollusca, Bivalvia, Ostreida, Ostreidae.